Saccharomyces eubayanus is the source of this 1770-nucleotide messenger RNA. It is a transcript of the gene APP1, whose product is annotated as phosphatidate phosphatase APP1. Bases 1 to 1770 code for a protein of 589 amino acids. Lineage: Eukaryota; Fungi; Ascomycota; Saccharomycetes; Saccharomycetales; Saccharomycetaceae. The transcript has a single exon. Gene Ontology annotation, molecular function: phosphatidate phosphatase activity. Gene Ontology annotation, cellular component: actin cortical patch. The record is from RefSeq and is a predicted model, not a curated record.
AUGAAUGGCCAAGACUACGAUGAAAGUUCUUCUUCUGCAGCUGCUUCCACUAAUCCUGUUUCAGUCGACCAACGGAUGGGGAAGAAACAGCGAUUUAUGAAUCUCAUGAGGACUACGAAGGACGUUUACAUUCCCAAUCUAACGUCAUCCAUAUCUCAGAAAACAAUGGAUGGUAUUAGAAGCACUACGAAUUCUUUUGAGGGCUCCAAUGAUAUGUUGCCGCAGUUGCCGUACAACACCAUGAUAUCAUUUUACCCAACGUAUACCACAACGAACUUAGUCGGCUCGGACGGCGUAAGUGCUCCACGAAAAGAUUUUGAAACUACCGUUAGAUGUGCUGUAUCUUAUCCAGGGAACCCCACGAGUAGGAGAAAUAGAUGGCUGGUUUCUCUCUGUAAGCAAUAUCUUAGGACAGGAACCGUGGAAGCCGAUAUUGCGGCCGUGGUUCCCGCACGCCUCGAAGACGAUGCUGAAGACUUGAUGGAUUCUCAAUCAAGUAUAGAUAGCUCGUCAUCUUCGAAAAGUGGCAAUACGUCUCCCCAUACGGGCACCCAAGAGGAAGAUGUUCUGAAUGAGAGAAUUCAAGGAUUCUUGGCAAGGAAAGUUCCGAAUACUCCGAUAGUAGUUGAUCUUUUGCCCAAAGAUAGCCUUCGCGGUGAUACAGCUUCGUUUUUUGGUACCACAGACUAUUACGGUAACUUAUUGCUUAAGGCAGAAACAGAUUUCUUACCCUCGAAAAUCAACAUUACGUUGGAUACCCCUGUGGCUGGCCGCCCAGAUUCAAUAUCUCAGAGUUUUCCCGUCAAUUAUGUCUCACCCUAUGGUGUUGGUUUAAUCAGUGACAUCGACGACACUAUCAAGCAUACAGGUGUUACGGGUGACAAGAGAUCUAUGUUUCGUAACGUGUUUAUUCAUGAUGUGAAAUCAUGGGUAAUAGACGGUGUUCCUCUUUGGUAUAAGACUCUGCAUGACGUUGCCGACGUGGACUUCUUUUAUGUGUCCAAUUCUCCCACUCAAACAUUCCCCAUUUUGAAAAGUUAUAUUUACACAAACUAUCCUCCAGGUCCAAUCUUUUUGAAGCAGUAUUCUGGCAAUUUUUUUUCAACUAUUAUGACUUCGAGCGCAAAUAGAAAAAUUGAGCCAAUAAUGAAUAUAUUGAGAGAUUUUCCCAAAAAGAAAUUCAUUUUGGUAGGAGAUUCUGGUGAGCAUGAUUUAGAAGCUUACACCACGACUGCGUUGCAAUUUCCAAACCAGAUUUUGGCUAUUUACAUAAGGUGUUGUUCUAAUUCAAUGAGUGAUUCCCCGUUGCAUGAACAAGAAGUAAUGAGAGAAGUGAACAAUAUCAUCGAGUUGCAACAAGAACCUAUCCAAACACCGAAAUCUUCUCUGCACACCAGAAGAAGACCGCCCCCUCCCCCUCCUCCUGUGCCUUCCAGUCGGAAGCCAUCGCUAACAAAAGAGCAGACCGAAAGUAUUAGAUUAUCACGUCACAAUGAAGUUGAAAAUACAACCAACAAGGCUAUACCCCCGCCACUACCGAAAAGAACUUUACCUAACGUAGAGGCAGACGAUUACUGUUUACCAUCUUCUCAAAACGAUUACGGUAUGUAUGGUGCUUUUAUGGACAGAAAAGCUGACGAAUGGAAAAGAAGAGUAAUGGAUUCAAUUCAAAAGUUGAGCAAUCAGGAUACUACGUUGAUGUUUUUUUCUGAUCCAGCAAUUAGUUUAGAAGAUAGCAUCCGUAGAAUUAGGGAGAAGUACGCAAGUUAA